Molecule: messenger RNA, 3243 nt
Organism: Echinops telfairi (small Madagascar hedgehog)
Lineage: Eukaryota; Metazoa; Chordata; Mammalia; Afrosoricida; Tenrecidae
Gene: ZNF25
Product: zinc finger protein 25
Exons: 5
Coding region: 101-1435 (444 amino acids)
Biological process (GO): regulation of DNA-templated transcription
Source: RefSeq, a predicted model, not a curated record
AUUCCUGGAACUGCAAAAUAAGACCUUUUAUGACGUGUGCCUUCCAACUUCCCCUGCUCUGGUUUCAUAAUUUGUAGCCUUUUCCACGAGUAGCAGAAAAAUGAGCAAACCCCAGGGACCAGUGACAUUCAAGGAUGUGAUUGUGGAGUUCAGCAAGGAGGAGUGGAAAUUACUUAACCCUGCUCAAAAGACCCUGUACAAGGAGGUGAUGCUGGACAACUAUAGGAACCUGGUUGCAGUGGGCUAUCGCGCAAAUAAGCCAAAUACGGUCUUCAAGUUGAAACAAGGAAAAGAACCAUGGAUAUUAGAGGUAGAAUUUCCACGGAAGAGCUGCCCUGGCCUAUGGAAUAUGGAUUACCUAAGAGCGAGGUGCCAAGAAAUCCAAGCUGAAAAAGCAAGGAAUGGAGCACUCGUGAAACACCAGAACACUCAGGCCAGAGAGAAAACUCCAGAGCGAGGAAAAUCCUCCGAGAAAUCUUCCCCGGCAGGGCAUCAGAAUACUCAUUCGAAGGAGAAACCCCCGGAAAGUGGAAAGUCUUCCUCUAAGAACGGAGAUGUCACAACCCAUCAGAAAACUGCCACCAGAGAGAAACGCUAUGAAUGUAAAGAAUGUGAGAAGACUUUCUACCACCUGUCAUCUCUCAGCAGACAUCUGAGAACGCAUGUCGGGGAUAAACCCUAUGAGUGUAAUCAGUGUGACAAAGCCUUUUAUCAAAAGCCACACCUUAUGGAACAUCAGAAAACACACACAGGGGAGAAACCUUAUGAAUGUGCAGAAUGUGGGAAGUUCUUCUAUGUGAAGGCGUACCUCAUGGUACAUCAGAAAACACACACAGGGGAGAAACCCUAUGAAUGUAAGGAAUGUGGGAAAGCCUUUUCCCAGAAGUCACACCUCACAGUUCAUCAGAGAACACACACUGGGGAGAAACCCUAUAAGUGUACAGAAUGUGGGAAAGCCUUUUCUAGGAACACACACCUCAGAACCCAUCAGAGAAGUCACACAGGAGAGAAACCAUAUGAAUGUAGUGAAUGUAAAAAAUCCUUCUACCAAAAGUCAGCCCUCACAGUACAUCAGCGAACUCACACAGGAGAGAGACCCUUUGAAUGUAAUAAAUGUGGGAAAAACUUUUACUAUAAAUCAGACCUCACUAAACAUCAGAGAAAACACACAGGAGAGAAGCCUUAUGAAUGUAAUGAAUGUGGUAAAUCUUUCUCUGUGAAUUCAGUCCUCAGAUUGCAUCAAAGAACUCACACAGGGGAGAAACCCUAUGAAUGUGUUGAAUGUAAGAAACGCUUCUCUCAGAAGUCAUACUUUGUCAUACAUACAAGAAAACACACAGGAGAGAAACCUUACGCAUGCAAGGAAUGUGGGAAAACCUUUAUCCAGAGGUCAAAACUCACAGCACAUCAAAAGACACACAUAGGGGAAAAAUAGUAUGAAUGAAGAAAUUCAUCCUGUCUCAAUUCAUUCUGCUGAGUAAUCAGAUAAGCUCAUAAAAAGAGAUAAACCUUAUGAAUAUUACCAGUGUGGGGAUGUAUUUGGUCAUAAUCUUUCUGUAAACAUAUAGAGACGCUUUCUGAGAAUUUAUAAAAGAGAAAUAUUGUCAUAUAUCAACUUUUACUAAAUAUCAGAAAGCAUAGAAGGAAGAAGCCCUGUAAAUAAAAAUAUAUGUCAACAUAGACAUCGCACAGGAGCAAAUCUUACAAGUAAAAUGAAUGUCAGAAAAUUUUUCUGUCAGUCCCCCAUUGCAAAACAUCUAAGAGCUCAUAAGUAUGAGAAAUCCUUAUCUGUAUCUUGAGCUCACAUAUUAAAACUCAAAUGAGGUAAAUGCAAGGAUGUGACAAAUAUAGAACCCUUUUUCAAGAAGUGAUGUUUCAUUGAAUGUUAGAUUGUUGAUAGUGGAACAAAGCCUUUAUAGAUAUUUUAAAUAUGUGAAAAUUUUCUAACAAAAUUUCAGAGAACAUAUACUGAUUGAACACUGAAUACUAGAAGCUGUAUUGCAGAUUGAUUCCAAUAUUUUCUUUUUUUAAAAGAAACUUGCAAAUGUCUGGGUAUAUGAAGCUUUUUUAAAGCACGGAUAAAUCAAGCAAUCAGGCAGCAGCACUUAGAAUAAGUGGAGAGUCCUUUAAGAUGUAGGACUCGUGUAUGUGAGUGUGUUACAUUGUGUGCUUGAUAUGCAUGUGAACCUACUUAUAAUUGUAUAUAGGAAAUGUGUAACCUUCAAUCAACUAUUAUGUAUAUAAAGAUGUUUUGUAUGAAAUCUCAGCAGUAUUUCCUGUUAAAGUGCAAUAUUCUUUUAAAAUCAUAAUGCAUAUUUUGUCUUAUUUUCUUGUAAACAAAUGGAUUUAGACAUCAUUACUGAAUUAAUCUUUUUUUAAAAAGCUAUAAGAAUGCUUUUGUAAAAUUUCCAACUGCCUCAUGACCAGCGAAACUUUGCAUGAGAGACUUAUUUAUUUUUAGCAAAAGCCUGACUUGAUAGUUUUAUAUGCUGCUGACAGCAGCAAUAUUUAUCACAUUCUGCAGGAUAAAAAUAGAUACUGCUUUGUAAAGAAAUAUUGUAAUGCUAAUGACUUCAUAGGGUGCACAGCUGUCUGCUUCUGUAGUUAGUACAAGAAUCUUAAAUGUUCUUCACUACCUUUUUCUAACUAGUGUAGCACCAUGGCAUAGUGGGUAAGAUUGUGGACUCUGACCAUCUGCCUAGGCUUCAAUGCUUGCAUGGAGCAUACCACAUAACCUCUCUGUGCCUCAGUGUUUGUGUAUUUGUUUCUGUAAAUGUAAUGGUACUUAUGUCUUAUGCUGCUUUAAUCCCUAAAUGGGUUAAUAUUUUUAAAGCACUUAGAAUUAGUGUCUAGGGUACAGGGAGAGCUGUUUGUUAGAUAUUGUCAUCGUUAUAAUUCACCUUUCCUGCAUUAUAUUGUACUAUUUUUCCUGAAUUGCACCCUACUUUAUUGCUGGCAGUGCCUUGAUUUGAUUUAAUUUUGUUGUCCAUUUCUCCCGCAAGUGCUUUAGGGACAAGGGUUGUUGGCACUUUACAGCCCCUGGACCAGAUGUGGCUGAUUGUCUGUUUUCAGUCUACUAGCUAAAAAUAGUUUUGCAUUUUAAAAUGGUUAUGAAAAAACACUAUUUAUGAUAUGAAACAUAUAUGAAAUUUGAAUUCUACUGUCCAUACAAACCAAACCCAUUGCUAUUAAGUUGAUUCUGACUCACAGCCACCCUAUUUAGGGCUUCUGAGGCUGUAAAUC